Messenger RNA from Anneissia japonica, 5118 nucleotides. RefSeq names its product DNA damage-binding protein 1-like. The record is from RefSeq and is a predicted model, not a curated record. The transcript is spliced from 23 exons. Gene Ontology annotation, biological process: DNA repair; proteasome-mediated ubiquitin-dependent protein catabolic process. Gene Ontology annotation, molecular function: nucleic acid binding; protein binding. NCBI's taxonomy places the organism in Eukaryota, Metazoa, Echinodermata, Crinoidea, Comatulida, Comatulidae. The coding region runs from base 81 to 3491 and encodes 1136 amino acids. Gene Ontology annotation, cellular component: nucleus; site of double-strand break.
GCCUUGCACACAAGAUUUUCUGCAGCAUUUAUUAGGCCUAGCAACCUGUCCACGUUUAAUGCACAGCCUUAUUAGUUAAGAUGUCUAACAACUAUGUUGUCACUGCCCAUAAACCAACUGCAGUCAAUGCAUGCGUUACAGGUAAUUUCACUGGGCCAAAUGACUUGAACUUGAUCAUUGCCAAGAAUACACGGUUGGAGAUAUACCUUGUCACACCUGAGGGUCUUCGUCCCGUCAAGGAAGUAUGCAUGUACGGUCGCAUAAGCACCUUGAAGCUCAUACAGUCUGAGAGCUCUGCUAAAAGUCAGUUAUUUGUGCUGACAGCGAAGUACAAUGCUGCCAUCUUGGAGUAUAAGCAAGACGGCAAUGAAGUAGACAUUAUUACAAAAGCACAUGGUAACGUACAGGACAGAAUUGGUCGGCCAUCCGAGACUGGCCUUAUAGGAAUCAUUGACCCGGAUUGCAGAGCCAUUGGUCUCAGGCUGUAUGAUGGACCAUUCAAAGUGAUCCCACUUGAUAAGGAUAACAGAGAGCUGAAGGCAUUUAAUGUUAGAUUGGAGGAAUUAAAUGUGAUUGAUGUACAGUUUCUGUUUGGCUGUGGUAAACCUACCAUUGCAUUCAUACAUCAGGAUGGACAAGGACGCCAUGUUAAAACGUACGAAAUCAAAAUGGCCGAACGAGAACUGGCGCCCGGCCCUUGGAAGCAGGACAACGUAGAGACGGAAGCAAGUAUGGUGAUCGCAGUCCCACAACCAUAUGGGGGGGCUCUAAUCAUAGGACAAGAAUCAAUAACAUAUCAUGAAGGAGAUCACUAUGUGGCUGUUGCGCCCGCUAUAAUCAAGCAGAGCACGUUGGUGUGUUAUGGACGUGUGGAUUCUAAUGGUUCUCGGUAUUUACUCGGUGAUAUGGCGGGCCAGCUGUUUAUGUUGUUACUGGAGAAGGAUGAAGACGAACAGAUGGAUGGCGGUCCUGCUGUCGUUAAAGAUCUGAAACUCUCCCUGCUUGGAGAAGUGUCAAUCCCUGAAUGCAUCACAUACCUCGAUAACGGAGUUGUUUACAUCGGGUCGCGUCUAGGAGAUUCACAACUAAUCAAGUUAACUGUUGAGCCAAAUGAAAAGGGCUCAUACAUUCAAGUAAUGGAAACGUUUACCAACUUAGGGCCUAUUGUAGAUAUGUGUGUCGUAGACCUUGACAGACAGGGCCAGGGUCAGCUUGUGACAUGCUCCGGUGCUUUUAAAGAUGGUUCCCUCCGUAUUAUACGUAAUGGAAUUGGAAUACAUGAACAUGCCAGUAUUGAUUUACAUGGAAUUAAAGGUCUGUGGCCUCUACGAGUACAGUCGCACUCAGACAAGGAUGACACGCUUGUGUUGACGUUUGUUGGUCAGACAAGAGUGCUGAUGUUGAACGGUGAAGAGGUUGAGGAAACAGAGUUGGCGGGUAUUGAAAGUGAACAGCAGUCAUUCUUUUGUGGAAAUGUCUGUCAUGACCAACUACUUCAGGUGACAGCUAGCUCUGUUAGACUUGUUAGCGUAGAAAGCAAAGCACUUGUAGCAGAGUGGAAAGCGCCCUCAGGGAAGAAUAUUAGUGUUGCAUCAUGCAACUCCGUUCAGGUUGUCUGCGCUGUGGGCAGUGAUCUGUUCUAUUUGGAAAUCUAUUCUGGGGAAUUGAAGCAAAUCAGUUUUGUACAAAUGGAACAUGAGGUGUCUUGUCUUGACAUUACACCGAUACAGGAAGGCAGCGAGAGGGCUGAGAUCUGCGCUGUAGGACUGUGGACAGAGAUCUCUGCAAGGCUGCUCAAACUUCCAUCCCUGGAUGUGCUACAUAAGGAGAUGCUGGACGGAGAGAUAAUUCCACGUUCCAUCCUGAUGACAGUGUUUGAGGGUCAACCAUACCUUUUGUGUGCUCUUGGAGAUGGUUCUCUCUAUUAUUUUCAGAUGGAUACCAAAAUUGGAAUAUUAUCUGAACGGAAAAAGGUUAUUCUUGGCACGCAGCCAACAGUUCUGAAGACGUUCAAAUCCUUGUCCAUGACAAAUGUUUAUGCUUGUUCAGACAGACCUACAGUUAUUUACUCCAGUAAUCAUAAGCUUGUAUUUUCUAAUGUGAACCUUAAAGAAGUGAACUAUAUGUGUCCUCUCAACUCACAAGGCUAUCCAGACAGUUUGGCUUUGGCUAAUGACACAUCAUUGAUGAUCGGUACAAUAGAUGAAAUUCAAAAACUGCACAUCAGAACAAUCCCUCUCGGAGAAUCCCCUUCACGGAUCGCCUACCAAGAGUCCACGCAGACGUUCGGCGUCACUACCACAAGGACAGAAGUCAAAGAUGGUUCGGGUUCUACACCUGUACGUCCAAGCGCAAGCACUACGGCACUUAGUACUAGCUCGGGGAAGCAGAUUGCAGCAAGGGAUGAGAAUAACAUGGUGGACGAUGAAGUGAAUAUGCAUUCCCUGCUGAUUAUUGAUCAACACACAUUUGAAGUCCUGCAUGCUCAUCACUUCCUGCCAAAUGAGUUCACCACCAGUCUGGUUUCCUGUACCCUUGGCAACGACCCCACUGCAUACUACAUUGUUGGCAUAGCGAUGGUUUAUCCUGAAGAACCUGAGCCAAAGACUGGCAGAAUACUUGUGUUUCAGUGGAGUGAUGGUAAACUGCUUCAAGUAGCUGCAAAAGAUAUCAAAGGAGCAGCGUACACUCUGCUGGAAUUCAAUGGAAAAUUACUUGCAUCAAUCAAUAGCUAUGUUGUAUUAUAUAAUUGGAUAGAUCAUGAACUGCGUAUGGAAUGUACCCACAUCAACAAUGUAAUAGCACUUUACCUGAAAGCCAAAGGAGACUUUGUGUUGGUUGGGGAUCUCCUGCGUUCAAUCACUCUGCUGGCGUACAAGUCAAUGGAAGGUUGUAUGGAAGAGAUUGCUAGGGAUUACAAUCCUAAUUGGAUGUCGGCUAUUGAGAUUCUGGAUGAUGAUACAUUCCUUGGAAGUGAAAACUCCUACAACCUGUUCACAUGUCAGAAGGACAGUGCUGCCACUACUGAUGAUGAAAGGCAACAUUUGCAAGAGGAGAGCUUCUUUCAUCUUGGUGAGUUUGUGAACGUCUUCCGCAAGGGCUCCCUCGUAAUGCAGAAUAUUGGCGAGAGCACAAUUAACACUCAGGGCAAUGUACUAUUUGGCACUAUUAAUGGAACCAUUGGUCUUGUAACACGACUUCCUGAGGAAUUUUUUAAGUUUCUGUUGGAAGUUCAGAACAAACUGACGAAAGUGAUAAAAAGCGUUGGAAAGAUAGACCACUCAUUCUGGCGAGCAUUUAAUACAGACAGAAAGACAGAGCCUGCAAAUGGGUUUAUAGAUGGUGACUUGAUAGAGAGCUUUUUAGACCUAAGUCCUGACAAAAUGGAAGAAGUUGUAAAGGGAUUACAGAUCGAUGAUGGAGGAAUGAAAAGGGAUGCUACAUCAAAUGAUUUAAUUAAAAUUGUAGAGGAAUUGACACGGAUUCACUGAUAUUCUCACUGCUAGCAACCAUUAUCGUGGGUACAUGUACAUAAAGAUUACAUAAGCUUGUAGUUGGCUAACAAGUUGUAUUAAGUCAUACAAUAUUUUUUAACAAGAAACCUUAUCAAAAUGCAAUGGAAUGUUUUCAAUAAUGUACGCUUUAAAGGUUGUCAAGUUGUACGACUGAAUUUUGAUGUGGGAAAAAGUUAAAGGAUUUAUAGACGUGUUCUUGCGUAUGGUAUCGUAUGAUUUUGCAUAGCAGUUGAUGAUUAUAAUUGUAUGUGAUGUCAUGAUUCAUUUAAUAUUAUGAUAUCCAAUGAUUACACUCAAAAUCCCCUUCUGACAAUAAUUGUCUGAGUGAAUGUUACAUUAAUACAUUUUAAUAAUUGGGUCAAAAAGUAUAUUGUAGAUUUGCAAGAGGUCCGUAUGCAUGCAAUGAAACAUUAAAAAGGAACUACCACAAGAUGGGGUGCCCUAUUAGUAUUCGAAACUCGAACAUGCACGUAUUUGAUAAAAACGCCUUUUACAUACUUUUGAAGGACGCCGUCUAAUUUAUGGUUGUACUUUUUGAGAUAGGAUUACGUUCCCCCAAGGGUCGGACCUCUUGCAGUUCUGUACUCUUUGAUUAGGUGUAAUUUCUCAUAUCAAACUUUAACCUGGUACAUUCAGUAUGCUUUAUCUGUUACAAAAUAAUAAUCAUGGUGCAUCAUAUUCUAAAACCCUGUCCAGUCUAUCAUAUUUUAUGUGGCAAAACAUGUGACAUGCCUAAAUAUGGUCAUGAAGACAUUACAUUAUGACCAUAUAUAGACACAUCAUGACUAUAUAUGGGCAUACAACAGUUUUUGGUAAUCUGGACAGGGCCUAAAAUGAUAAUUUGUAUUCAUAUUGACCAUAGAAUUAUAAAAAUACCUCUACUAGAAAACAUGGUGUAAAAGGACUAUAGUUAACCUAUUGUUGUAUUGCAGUAAUUAAUAACAGUUGUCCUCAUUAACAUUCGUCCUCAUUAAUGUUAGUCUUUAUGAGCCUUCAAACAAACCAGUGUAUACUGGUCAAAAAUCUGUUGAAAGAAUACUGUACAAAAGGCUUGCUGUUCAGCUUGUGUUAUUAAACCUUAUGGAUGCUACAUUAUUAUUGCCAUUAAGCACAAUUAAAAUUUGUAAGUUAUUGUAUUAAUUUCAUAUCAUUAUGCUUAAUACCUUGCGACGACAUGUUGUAGAAUUUCAUUAUGUGUCCACAACAAUGUAAUAUAUUUUACCUAUGCGACUGCCAUUUUGAAUGGAAUGGAUAGUGAAAAAGAAUCACUUCAUUUGGCACUUGAGAUACUUUCAAUUUUGUUGAAAGUUGAAUUGUUUAAAUCUAUUUCAGUUAUAUUCAUACAAUUAUUUAUAGGUGCUUAAAUGAAUGAAUCUAGUUAAUGGUUUUGAAUUUUGGAUGAAUCUUAUCAUUUAUAACACUCGGUAUAUACAGUAUAUACCUUUUUGCCAAAUUUGUUAAAGCAAAGAUAUAUAUAUAACAAAACGUAAAUGUAUUUAAGGCUGUUAAAAGAAAUCUCAUUGUUUAUGUUUUGUAUUCCGUCAUCACUCCAGUAUGUGUAAUUUCUCAACCCGUUCUAUUAAAUAUGAUUUGUAGUAAUUAA